This is a messenger RNA of Capsicum annuum, 1369 nucleotides long. RefSeq names its product stomatal closure-related actin-binding protein 1. The record is from RefSeq and is a predicted model, not a curated record. Lineage: Eukaryota; Viridiplantae; Streptophyta; Magnoliopsida; Solanales; Solanaceae. Gene Ontology annotation, molecular function: actin binding. The coding region runs from base 1028 to 1354 and encodes 108 amino acids. The transcript is spliced from 2 exons. Gene Ontology annotation, biological process: regulation of stomatal movement; actin filament organization.
CACAAAAACUUCAUAGACCCACCAAAUUAGUAACGGAAAAAUCCUAGCUUAACUAACUCAUUCAUAUCAAGAUAACAAUAGCACAUGCAAAAAUAUUUAACACAAUAAAUAAGAAGACAACUACCAUAAUAUACUGUUAUACUAAGAAAUAGGAGUCUUUUAUGAACAAAAUGACGUAAGGAGGGUCUAACAAAAUUGGAGAAGAUAACACAUAAAAGGAGGGUCGUAAGUGGAGAAACAUACCUUUGAAGCUCUGUAUUUGCAUAGGAAUUAUCAGUGAGGCUAGGAUUUGGGUAAAGUUGAAGUGAUGGAGAAGUGGAUGAGGGAUUUUUGUGGGUUUAACGGGUCGGAUAGGACGGUUAUUUAAUUUGGAUAAAACUAAAGACAGAAUGGGUUAUUUUAUAGUGAGGCUGACACAUGGCUCUCCAUCAAACACAAGGGUAUAUGUAACCAAGUAUAACGGUAGUGGCACCAUUAGGCAGAAAGUAUAACGGAGGGUACAUGCAAACCAUAUAUGAAAGCUCAGGGGUAUAUUUAUGACCCUUUCCCAUUUAAAUGAACUAAGAUGAUUUUGCUAAUAAUUCACUAAAACAACUACAUUGAAGAAUGGAAGGCCUAGUGUGCUACUUCCAGAAAUUGAUCGGGCUAAAAUCCAAGUUUGCUAGUACCAGAGGAAGCUAAAUCACAGAGACUCUUUAAGUAGUUCUAAACUGGACUUCUUCAGAGUGCUUAGGCGUGCCUUAGUAGUUUUUCUGAUUGACAAAAAUAUAAAUGAGGUUUUAUUGUAGUCAAUGUACAAGAAGCUCCGUGUAUUGGAGUUUAGUGUACUAAAAUAAGGUAACGUUUAACUAUGUGAAAUAAGACAGUUAUUGAACAAGGAAAAUUACCAAAAUAACAGGAUUCAUAAUUAUGAGAGAGUUGGAAAGAAUAUCCUAUUACAAUUAACCUAAACAUGUAGUAUGAUCUAUCAUCUAGAACAUUCUACCAUGUAAGUAAAUAAAUUUUUGGCUUUCGACAUAACUAAUACAUGAUGUUCCGCUGGCAGGUUAUGGACAUGGAGCAUGAGCUUCAAGCAUUGCGAGUGCAACUUGCAGAGAAGUGCAAGUAUUCAAUACAGCUUCAGAAAGAGCUGGCAAGGAAGAUAGGUGAGGAAACUGUAUCACAGUUGUAUGAAUUAGAUGGCAUGGAAGCUCUGGGUUCGUUUCUGCAAAUACAGCCCUGUUCUCUUUCUGCUUCAGAACUAUCCGAAUGUUCAAUUCAGUGGUAUCGCUUAGCGUGUGAAGGCGGAAAACAAGAACCUAUUUCAGGUAUCUGCGCGUUAGUUCUUUACAUUGCCGUCUGUUAUGCAGCUUAAUUAAUGUUCUCUAGC